Messenger RNA from Rotaria socialis, 2139 nucleotides. NCBI's taxonomy places the organism in Eukaryota, Metazoa, Rotifera, Eurotatoria, Philodinida, Philodinidae. The record is from the annotation of a GenBank genome assembly.
AUGCUAACGACAACUGUUUUAGUGCUUUUACUUUCACAAUUAGCGACUAUUCAAGGUCAACCAGACUAUGAAACUAUACCACUUCGGUUCGAUUUAGCUAUCGACCGACUUCGACAAUAUCAAUAUAUCUCACUAGACAACGUGACUGAUUUACUGCCACUGAAUGAAAUACCAACUUUACUGACAUACAUCGAUGAAGUUACUCAAUGUGAUAGAGAUUUUCAGCUUUUACUUGAAGAUACUGUGAAACGUCAACUCUGGGCUAUCAAAGUAAUCGAUGCUUGGGGAAAACCUCUACCAUCUGGUUUACUCAAAGGUAAUAUUUACUGGACGGGCAACUACGAUGAAUGUGUGCAGAAUUUCUAUCUACCACAGAAUAAAUCUUUUCUUCAGCAACCAAUGGAUACUCAACAUUGUACCCUACUACCCGAAUCAUCACCUGCAUCGCAGAUGUCAAAAGCAGGUAUCAUUCUCGGCAUGUGUGUUCCAUCAUCGUGUAGUCGAUCGGGCGUUGUGAAAAUUCUUCGCGAUGUACUAAAACAUAGUAAUGUAACCGAGGAUCAUCUUCUUUGCUCCAAUGAACAACGUAAUUUAUCACGAGGAGCCAUUGUUACCUGUCUUGUUCUCUCCUUUCUUGGACUAAUAGUCCUCAUCGGUACAGUGACUGAUGUAAUCAAUAAUAUUCAAUUUAAUUCUAUGAAAAGUGGGGUAAUAAAUAUCAAUGGAUAUACCAAUAUGACAGAUAGUAUCGAAACGGAAAGAAAAUCAAUGACGCUGCUUCGUGAUACUCAUUUCUCAUCGCAAGCAUUAUUGGAAACUAAAUCAAAAUUAGCAUUUAUGGCAGAGUUUUCAGCCUUACGUACCCUGCGUCGAGUAUUCAAUAUCGAGACAAAAACGAACAACGAGGGUUCAUUACCAUUUUUAAACGGCGUUCGAGUGUUUGCUCUUUUCUGGAUCAUCAUAGGACAUUCGCUUGUUUUCAGUCUGAGCUUCUCUAGUAAUCCACUUGAUCUACUGGCUUGGACGCAUAAUCUGAGUUUUCAGUUGAUUAUCAAUGCUGUUUAUAGCGUUGACACAUUCUUUGUUAUAAGCGGUUUUUUGACAACGAUUUUAUUCGUUCGGCAAGUAAACAAAAAAGGAAAAUUAUCAGUUCGUCUUAUGAUUCUCUAUUAUAUUCAUCGCUAUAUUCGAUUGACUCCAACAUUUCUCCUUGUCAUUCUCAUCAGCAUCAAUUUGACGCCCUACUUCGGCCACGGGCCUAUGUAUCCAAUACACCAAGGCUUUGAAACAGCUGGAUGUCGUAAUAGAACUUGGUGGACAUCGAUACUCUAUGUUGGUAAUCUUGUUCAGUCAGAUGAUAUGUGUUUACCUAUUAGCUGGUACUUGUACAAUGAUAUGCAGUUCUAUUGGGUUGCUCCACUAGCCCUCAUUCCUUUUGUUAUACGGCGAAAACCGAUCGGCUUUAUCGUGGUUACCUUCAUGAUUUUUCUUGGCAUUGGAUCAAUACUAGGCAUUAUUCUUCAUUAUCCCGAUUUGUCAUUAAAUGCCAUCGAAGCCUUUGCGCCACAAUCCGGCCCAUCAUUUUUCAAAUAUGUUUACAUUAAACCCUGGUGUCGUAUCUCAGCUUACGCCGUUGGCAUACUCACUGGUUUUAUAGUCACCAAUACAGGUCGCACAUUUCGUGUUAAUAUUUAUUUGAAAUACAUAGGCACCAUUUUGGCCAUUUUGAUCGGACUCAUAUGUUUAUUUAUCUUAUAUCCAGAUUAUCUUCAUGUGCCAGGUCUCAGUCGUACAUCGCUCAUUAUCUUUCAAACUCUAUCACGUACCGGUUGGGCAAUAUCCAUCGGUUGGCUAAUUUUCCUAUGCAGUACGAAUCAAGGCGGGUUGGUCAAUAAAAUUCUUUCCUGGCCAGUUUGGACUCCAUUAGCUCGUUUAAACUAUUCUGCCUAUCUCAUACAUACAAUCAUCAUUGAUAUCAUUGUCUUAAAUCAAACGAUGCCGAGUUACUUUCAACAUCACAUUGUUGUGAAUACGUUUGUUACGCACAUCUUUUUUAGCUAUGUGGCAGCUAUUGUCGUAUAUAUAUUUUUUGAAACACCUUUUUUUAUCUUUGAGAAGAAGCUAUUCAAACGAGACUAG